CGGACACCCGCCAGUAGCGGACCGACAACCUGCGAUGAUGGAACCCGUUGGCGAAAAGGACGACCAGCGGCUGAUGGCCCUCUUCCGCGGCGAGAGGUCUGGGUUCCUGAGGGCCCAGGGGUGCCUCCUCCCGGCCGCCUUCCGCCAGUUCGACCUCCGCUCGCUGGCCCUCAGGCCUUCCGACGUGUGGAUCGUCACCUUCCCCAGGUCCGGUACGACAUGGAGCCAGGAACUGAUAUGGCUAGUCAACAAUGGACUGGAUUACGACAAGGCUCUGCAAAAGUCCCUCCAUGAAAGAUUUCCCUUCAUAGAUGUAGAUUUUCUUUGCCACAAAGAUUUGACGAAAGAAGUUGAGGAUAUGAACAAAGACAACCCAGAAGCCUGGCCGAUCUUAGAGUCGUGGAGGGAACCCAUAACAUCACUGAUUGACAAGAUGGAGUCUCCACGACACAUCAAGACCCACCUUCCUUUCGAACUGCUACCCCACGACCUCCUGGACAAGUGCAAGGUGGUCUAUGUCGCUAGGAACCCCCUGGAUGUCUGUGUCUCCUAUUACCACCACAACCGUUUGGCACGCCUCCAUGACUACACUGGAGAUUUCCCCACCUACUGGAAGUUGUUUAAAAAUGACGAAGUCGUUUAUGCCCCAUAUUGGGCUCAUGUUGAGUCUGGCUACUCAAGGAGAAACCACUCAAAUCUCUUGUUCUUAUUUUAUGAAGACUUGAAGAGGGAUUUACCUUCGCAGAUUAGAAAAGUUGCUUUGUUCCUAAACAAGACAAUCAACAAUGAUGAUGUGGAAAAACUUUCCGACUUUCUCCACAUCGAUAAUUUCAAAAAGAACUCACGCCAGAUUCCCAUUAAGGGCAUUGCUAAUGAGAACCGAGGUUCAUUCAUCAGGAAAGGUACUUUGUACGGUGAAAUCGGAGGCAAUAAAGAAUUUACAGAAGAUCUUGCUUUAGAGGCAAUGGAAUGGUAUAAGAAAAACAUAGCAAGGAACAAAAUGAUAUUUCCAGAAUUUUAAAUCUUAUUUUAUUUGUUUGACUAUCCCAGUCUAUUCGUUAAAAUCUAAAUCCUAAAUGUUUGUUUAUUGUUAGUUUUGGUUCAAUUAAAU
Nezara viridula (southern green stink bug) is the source of this 1111-nucleotide messenger RNA. The record is from the annotation of a GenBank genome assembly. NCBI's taxonomy places the organism in Eukaryota, Metazoa, Arthropoda, Insecta, Hemiptera, Pentatomidae.